Messenger RNA from Parastagonospora nodorum SN15, 159 nucleotides. RefSeq lists its product as hypothetical. The transcript has 2 exons. The record is from RefSeq and is a predicted model, not a curated record. Bases 1 to 159 code for a protein of 52 amino acids. NCBI's taxonomy places the organism in Eukaryota, Fungi, Ascomycota, Dothideomycetes, Pleosporales, Phaeosphaeriaceae.
AUGAAAGCCAUUGGCUACUUGUCGGCUGCGGCCGCCCUGUUCUCAGGGAUCGCCGCCCAGCUCGGUGUUUUGUGCUUUCCCUUUGCUUCUGGAUCGAAUCGACACUACCGAACGCGAACGAACCCGACCGAACGGUAUCGAGAGAUGGAAAGUGGUUAG